CCCUCUGCGGAGGGGAGGCGGGAAGGCGCGGGCCGCCGGGCCGCCCUGCGUCCUAGAGGCCCGAGAGGGAGGGGCGUUCAGCCUGAGAAGCACCACAGACGCCCCUCGGAAUGAGAUCCUGACAAGGGCCCUGCGGCCCAAGACCCCCAAGGGGCUCCCACACACCGAGGGGAACCCCGCUGAGAAGGAAGAGCCCCUGGACUGAAGUCUCUCAGCGGGGGGCCAGACUAAAACCCCUCAGUGAGACUCCCAAGAUCUAAGGGUUCCCUGAGCGGUCCCCUCACUGAAACCCCUCGGCGGGACCCUCCCGAUCCUGCCAGCGCUUCGGUGGGGGUGGGGGGAGGCCGCUCCGUGCCCUCCCAGGUCCCUCCCAGGACCUUUCUCACCCCCUCCUUCCUCCUGGGCCCUGCCUGCUGGGGCCCAGCCCGCAAGGCGAGGCAACUGAGGCUGGACAAGAGGACACAGGCUAGCCUGUUCUAGCCUUGGAGACAGAGGGCGCCUCUGUCCACUCCUGGCCCCUUGCCGCACUGGGUGUCUGUCUACGAAGGGGUGGAGCCGGUGGGGGGCGGGUAGCGGGGGCAGGACCGCAGACAGGUCUCCCCACACAGCUCCCUUAGCUACAUUUGCAGACUCGUCUGUCCGUCCAGAACCUGCUCCCACCUCAGGUCCAGGCUGACAGUGAGUGAGCUGCGAGAUGGGCUCUGAGCUGGAGACAGCGAUGGAGACCCUCAUCAAUGUGUUCCACGCGCACUCGGGCAAGGAGGGAGACAAGUACAAGCUGAGCAAGAAGGAGCUGAAAGAGCUGCUGCAGACCGAGCUCUCGGGCUUCCUGGAUGCCCAGAAAGAUGCAGAUGCCGUGGACAAGGUGAUGAAAGAGCUAGACGAGAAUGGAGACGGGGAGGUGGACUUCCAGGAGUACGUGGUGCUGGUGGCUGCCCUCACGGUGGCCUGUAACAACUUUUUCUGGGAGAACAGCUGAGCAGACAGCCCCAGUGGGCAGCGCCCUUCCCCUUCCCUGAUUCACCCGCACCCCACUUUUCCCUCCCUGUACUCCUACCCUUGUACACCCUCCAUCAAGGGUGCAAGAGUAGAGGGCCAAGCCUGCGGCUCAACUUUCAUUAAAGGCUCUUCUCUAGCCA
Enhydra lutris kenyoni (northern sea otter) is the source of this 1139-nucleotide messenger RNA. Its product is annotated as S100 calcium binding protein A1. Gene Ontology annotation, molecular function: S100 protein binding; calcium ion binding. The coding region runs from base 695 to 979 and encodes 94 amino acids. Gene Ontology annotation, cellular component: sarcoplasmic reticulum. The transcript is spliced from 3 exons. Gene Ontology annotation, biological process: regulation of heart contraction. Lineage: Eukaryota; Metazoa; Chordata; Mammalia; Carnivora; Mustelidae. The record is from RefSeq and is a predicted model, not a curated record.